ACUCACACCGAGUGGGUCGAUCGGGAUUCCCAUAUCAACUACCAGAAGCUGGAGGGAGUACAACUCAAGUCUCGACGAAGGUCUGAACCAGACACCAGAUCUGCUGCUCCACUUUGAUCGGCGGACCCGCGUGUGUGCGGCCCGCGGUACAGAGCCAAACGGUUCUCGGUGCGUAAUUACGCACGGAGACAACGGAUCCGCUGUGUUUGUCGGUGUGGAAACAAAGGAAGGGAGGCUGCUGGAGUACAACAACUGACUCGGGAGGAGUGGAGGGAGGAACGGGAGGAUCUGGAAUCGGAAGUGAUUUGUCUUCAGAAGUAACUUGAAUCCCGGAUUUCGGGGAAAAAAAUUGCACCAGUUUGGAUACUGAGGAGAGCAGAGAGUUACUGAUUGUAAUCAGCUCUAAAAACAGACACCAGCCAGAUCAUCGGAGCAUGGGAGGAGACGUCUGCGAGCUGUAAAAUGUACCCGCUACACAGAGAGAGGGAGCAGCCCAUCUUCAGCGCCAGAGCUCAUGUCUUCCAGAUCGACCCAGCAACCAAACGCAACUGGUUGCCAGCCAGCAAAAACGCUGUUACUGUGUCCUUCUUCUACGAUGCCAACCGCAAUGUCUACCGCGUCAUUAGUGCUGGCGGUACUAAGGUUCAGGCCAUCAUCAACAGCACCAUCACCCCCAACAUGACCUUCACAAAAACCUCUCAUAAGUUUGGCCAGUGGGCCGACAGUCGGGCCAACACUGUUUACGGUCUGGGAUUCUCCACAGAGCAGCAGCUGCAGCAGUUUGCAGAUCAGUUUAAGGAGGUGAAGGAGGCGGCACGUUUGGCCAGGGAGAAAUCCCAGGAGAGGUUCGAACUGUCCAACCCUGGGCUCAGCAUCGCUGCCCCACAGCUUUCUCAGGAGUUGUCAGAUGAACAUCAUUCUCCACCAUUGCUGACUGUCAACGGGCCAGGCGAGGAAAAGCUGUUUCGUAGUAAGAGUGCCGAAGUGGUGCUGACGGCAGAGAAGGAGCGGGUUAAGAAGAUGCUGUCUGAGGGGUCGGUAUGUGAGAUGAACCUGGAGGCGGAGCUCUUCACCCUGCAGGACAGUAAUGCCAAGCUGGUGGCAGCACUGCAGGAAGCCAACAGCAGCGUGGAGCAGUGGAAGAAACAGCUAGCUGAGUACCAGACUGAAACCACCCGCCUCCAAGACCAGGUAUCAGAGCUGGAGGCUCAGCUUGGACACCCUGCUGCAGGUCAGACCGGUAAAGAAGAGCUGAGCCGCUCACUGGAGGAACUGGAAACCCUGCUGAGAGCCAAAGACCAGGAAAUUCACAGUCUGCAGAGCAGGAAACCUGAUGUUGGUCAGCUGGAGAAGGAGAGGGAGGAGGCCAUGCAGAGACUGCAGGAGCUGGAGAGACGAAACUCUGAACUGGAGGAUCGGGUUCAGAAUGCUGAAAAAACGCUGGCCUCCAGCCAGGACGAGCAGAAACAAGCGGAGGUUGAGGUCCAGCGUAUAAUCAAGUUUCUUGAUGUCAAAAUCUGCGACCUGAGUGAGCUGAGACAAAGUCUGGGGAAGCUUAUUGACAAAUAGACACUGCAGCUCCAUGGCUGAGUCGCAGCACUCAAGAGACGGUUUCAACCAUGUGGCCUGGAUUUUCCUUUGAUAGAUCAAACAGAAAUGUCACAUGGAGGCCAACAAGUUGGAAUUGGUAUCAUGGGUCUGUUUUUAAAAUCAGUGUAGGUAAACAUCCACCACAAAGAGCCUCUCUGAGGUGCUAUGUGCAGAAUGAAGCGUCAGUUUCUCAUUUAGUUGAUUGUGAUCAUGAACAGUAUUGUGACACACAGAGCUGAUUUUCCAC
This is a messenger RNA of Thalassophryne amazonica, 1837 nucleotides long. RefSeq names its product homer protein homolog 3-like. The record is from RefSeq and is a predicted model, not a curated record. The transcript has 11 exons. Gene Ontology annotation, biological process: regulation of store-operated calcium entry; G protein-coupled glutamate receptor signaling pathway. NCBI's taxonomy places the organism in Eukaryota, Metazoa, Chordata, Actinopteri, Batrachoidiformes, Batrachoididae. Gene Ontology annotation, cellular component: dendrite; cytoplasm; plasma membrane. Bases 463 to 1569 code for a protein of 368 amino acids. Gene Ontology annotation, molecular function: G protein-coupled glutamate receptor binding.